AUGACAGCAGUAAAAGCUCUCUCAGUCGAGCCAUAUCCUCUUGGCUGGACUCAUAUGAGAGAACAUUGGUGGCAAUUUAUAUUCAUUGGAGUGUUGCUUUUUACAGUCAUCGUUGGCUCUGUGUCAAUCGUAUAUUCUGGAAUAAAAAGACUUAUCAAAUACUACAAGUCGAGGCCGCCACCAGACAAUUUGCCUUUGAGUGUAUCCCAGCGUCUUAUCAAGCUAGCCAACCGAGAACUCAACUUGGUCGACAGACCUCCAUACAAGAAAAAGCCCGCGAGCUUCGGAGUCUACCUGGGAAGCUUUGAAAACCCACCUACUGUCUCGCAAGAAAGACUUCUGCAAGAAUGGGAUGUCUUGGUCGUGGAUCCCUUCCAGGAAGGUGUCGCCAAGGCUAUCUCUAGACACCAGCGCAGUCAAGUACUAGGACGUGUUGAUCUCGGAAAGAUCCUUCCCCCAAAGGCAUCGGCCUUGGCUGUCAUUGAAAAGGUCGAGGAAUUGCUCGCAAGCGGCUUUCAUGAUACUACAUUUUCCGGUGUUCUCCUCGCAAAUUGGGAAGAUGUCCUCCGUCCUACCGCUCGGAGAAAGCUUCUCGAGACCAUAAGCAGCCUCGGUCUGACAGUUUAUCUCGAAUCGGAGCCACCACAUUUCUUGAAAGAUCGAAAGGCUGUGCAGAGUGAUGCCGUGGCGGGUUUAGUCAUUCGAAAUGCCAGCAUCAUGCCUCAAGGCGAGAAGCGGGAUUACUUCCAAAUGACCGAACUACAAGCAACAAUCAAAGCGUUUGUUUCUGAGUCUUGCAUGAGAGACUUCGUGGUAAUGGCCUGGGAGACCAUUGACGACAACGUCACUGUCCCCAAUGCCAUAGUCCGCAGGUCUAUCCAAUGGUGCAGUUUUUACAGCGCAAUUACCUGGAUCGGCUCUGAAGCCGCUCUUCACGAUGCGGACCUUAACGCCACCACACUCGAGCCUCUUCCCGCUUUUGGUUGGUUGAAAGAAGCAGAAAUGAUGAAGGCCCACGACACCUGGCGUGCCAACCUCAACAUAUUGCCUUCCCCAGAUAACAAGGCUGGCUGGGAUAUUCUCAAGCCACUUUUCCCUGCUAUUGAUGCUCUAUUAGGUUCAUCGAAUUACGAUUCCACGGCUCCUGAUAGCCCGGCGGCUCAACUGCGUGAUCCUCCGGAAUGGGUUGCCCAGGUCAAGUCAGAGGGUAGUCCUCUCUCUAUAUCCAUGUCGGGGAUGGCUUACAAUUCGCUUGGUUGUUUUCCUCUUGGUUCAGACUCGACUCCACUGGCCUUUGCGGAAAUCGUCCAAUCUCAACAACGUCUCAAGUCUCUAAACCUUCUUCAUCCCGUCCCAACCACCAAGAUCCAAAGCAUUGGACUUCUUCUGCGUCAAUUCCAUGACUCUCUGGAUAUCUCCGAAAAUGACGAUCAUUUGGCCAACACAAUCAAGGAGCUUGCUAAUUGGGCAUGCAACGACCUGUUGCACGUAAAUCUUUGUCUCGACUCUGGUUUGCGCAAGAGCUCUGAUCUCCGCUUUUGGGCCGUUUUUGAUAUGGAACGUGAUGGUAUCGAAAUUUAUGUGUCCAAGAAUGCGCAAGGCCUGGCUGGAACUAUUCUCCACACCUUCCUGUCAGCAAAGGGAUUUUCCCGGCAUGUUUGUUUCGAGGCUGAGGCUAACUUCGCGACUUGGUCUCGGGAUGUUUCCCAUGAUACUGGCCUCCCCCGACGGCUGAUUCAAGAUAUCGAUGUUCUCAGCCCCGAAGAGCGCCUUCUUCUCUUGCAGCACCUCUAUCUGACCGACUCUCAUAGCGAGCUAUCCGAAGCCAUCUGCGCCUACAUUCGCAAGCAACUAGUGGAUGCCCCUUCCUUUGCUCAAUUGAAAACACUAAAUACGGUUGGGUAUCUUGAGAAAUCUACCUCCCCCGAAGAUCUGAUCAGCUCUCGUAUCAACUGGUAUCGGGAUCAAGGGUGCAAAUACCCGUCUCACGAUGUCUGUCUAGAUCUUUUCCAUCAGGCCGACAGUGUACUCUCUGAUGUUUUGAGGUAUCGCCGCGAGCAUGACCUCGCUGUCAUUACCACUGGUCUCUGUGCGCUUCUUCAAGGUGGCUCCGUUGACACAUAUGUGGAUAUGAUGGCACUUGCUCUUUUCUGUGCCGCAAGGCAGGGAGCCUUCGAUGAGAUUUACGCAGAGGUUACCGAUCGGAACCCCCUCUUCAACAACCAUACCGAUCAGGCUGCCGCUUUUGCAGAGUCGUUUGCGCUUGGGUCACGAUGUGAAGCUUACUUCGAUGUGUCUCCCAGCGUUUUUGGCAAGCUGCUAUCCGAUCGGUUCAGAGCGUACUAUGGAGAUAAUCAGCCGCCCAACUGGGUGAACGGUGCUCCGGAACUCGCUACAUCCUACGCCGGUGCUCAGAUUGAUGUCAACCCUGAUGAGCAGCCUAAAUCUAUGCCUGGAUACCAGCGAUUCACAUUUUUGAGUGUCUUUGCCAUUCCGGCUUUGAUUGAUAUCAUCAUGCUUACACUGAUUGGUCGUGGACUCUAUCUUUCUGCUGCCAUGUCUUACGAUGAACAGGACAGUGCAACCAUGGCGCUGAUGAUUUCUCUGCUGCUUUCUGGUGCAAUUGGUACAUGGAUUGCAUGCGGUGGUCCCUACUACCUCAUUUCGAUGGCCUUCGCAGCAGCGAACAUGUUCGUUCUUAUUCGCCUAAUCGCUGGUAUUGCAUUCACUGUGGCCGGUGGCUUGAUCGGUUUUGUGGCUAUCUCAGGCGUUCGAGGCCCUCGUGCUGGUAUCAUUUUCUACCUCUACCUAAUCGCUCUGACAAUCUACUUCUCGACUUUCGCCUCACUUGCAAGCUUCAGCUAUCCCGGCUCGAGCUUUUUGUCUGGUCGUAAGCCAAUCAUCUUGUGCAUCCCCAUCCUCUUCAUAUCGCCGAUCAUCACGGUCUGGACUGGCCACGACUCGGCUGUUUAUCUCGCUGUUAUCUAUCUCUUCAUUGGUGUACUCUUGCUUUGCCUUCGUUCAGUUACCUCAAAAUGGGUCACUUGGUACCAAUCCGUGCGACGCACCGAUGAUACUGAGAUCCGCAAGUGGUAUAUUACUGCCUAUGGAAACGAUGACGAGAAAGUGUUCGCGAACAUGAGCGACCCGGCUGCCCUCAAGCUGGCGAGAGAAGCCCUUUUCAAAGACGUGUUGGCUGAGACGAAGCGUGGCAUUUUUUCAAGAGCGACUAAAGAUAAAAUGGUUGUUGAGCUUGCCGGGGAUUGGGAGUCUACUAAUUUCCUUCUCGACUGGUACUGUCGCCAUGCAGAUGUUCCAAAGCCUAUUCCGUUCAGUUCUGGUUGGAAUAUUCAGACCAAGGUCGCACUUGACACCCUACGUAAUUCACAGAAAGGUCUUCGUCUGCACAACGCGUUCGUUCACUGGCGUCAGUCAAGCAAAGAGAUAGGAUGUGGUGUCCUCUACUUUAUUAUUGCUCUGCUCGACAAAUGGGCUCAAUUACUCAGUGGCAAUCGCAUGCUAGGUCUCACUGGCGAGCAGAAUGAUGCUAAUCGAAUGGCGGUUGGCUUUGCUCUUGUCUACUAUUUGAUUGGAGCUGUGCUCAUUGAUACCAAGGCCCAAGAGCUCCAUGAUGCUCUUGGUAAGAACGCCCCUAUUUCCGUCAAAUCUGCAAGGGACAUUCGGAUCGCACAGAAGAAAGAGGUGCAACUCCGGCGAAAGGUAUACUGGAAAGUCCUUUUUAGAUUCCUCUUGUGGCAUGUUUGGAGUCUUGCGCUUGCGACGGCUCUCAUUUGGACCUUUCAGGCAUCACGUGAAGGCAUGAUUGUUUUCUUCUCCUACGUUCUUGCCUACACUGGUUUGAUCUGGUACCAAUACACGAAGAUCUUCACUGGACCUCAUGCGCUGAAGCCCCUCCUCAUUGGCAUCUGUAUUGGAUUGCCAGUCGGUAUCGCGCUCAAGGUCUGUAAGCAGAAGUUCGCAUACUCGCAGAUUAUUGGACUUGGAUCUGCCACCUGGACAGUUGCCAUCCUCUCAAUGUGGAAUGCCAAAAUGGGUAUGCCAACUAAAGUAGACUCUUCGGUAGAGCUUGACCGCACCUUUCAUGCGUUCACAACGCCCUGGUCGGACCCCGAAUGGUCCCAGCAAGAGCUACAGACUUUCUUCGAGGGCUAUCUGCUGCUUCCUUCCGAUUCACGAUUUAGGCUAAAUCCUGGUGCCCAUCCUGGUGUCCAAAUCAAGAGUUCUAUGAUGUCUUGCAAAGAAGAACUCAGGAUCGAAGAGGCAUUCCCCUGCUCCAAAGAUAUUGUCAACACGGCGAUCGCAGCAUGGGAGAAGGGUGACAUUGUCAUUGAGCUUGUCUCUGCUGGCUCUCUCGGUCCCGGCAUUCGAGCUCUCAGUUGCAGUACCGGGAACCAGUUGACAUUGGCCAUCACCGUGGGAGGGCUCCUAGAUGAGCGUCUCGACAUUAGCGCAAACUGUCAGAUCAUUGCUGAAACCUUACUUCAUGCUGUCACGGAGCUCGUGAUGGGUGUGCCUCAUGAAUACGCGUCAUUAGCAGGAUCGAUUAUCUCCGGUGGAGUGACUCAUACACUGGCACGACAGCUUCGUGAGGAGGCCAACACAACUACGGUCGUAAGCUGGGCUAAGAAGGAACUCCUCCGACAGCUUUGUCUUGGUUUCGAGGCCGAUAUUCAUUGGGACAAGCUGCCAACUGAAAUUCGGGAUAUACUGCUGAAGCGAUGCUUGGGUCAACAAUGCAGCCUCUCCAGUAGCCAAAGCCAAUGGCUUCAGAAAAGACUUUGCACAUUCGACACUGAUGACCUCAAUAUUCAUGUUGCCCGUUGCAACCUUGGAGCAGCCACUGCAAUUAGCGUUCUCGAUUAUGCUCACUGGGGAACUGGAGAAACCGCUCUUCCCAAAGAGCCCGAGACUUCGAAGUACAUUUCCUACAUACCUCGGAAGCUUCCAAUUGGACUUUCGCUAGUUCGAUCACCAGCCAGCUACAUUUACCAUAAGCUGGGCACAAUAGUCAAGUUCUUUGUGGUGGCUUUGCUUGCAGACCCAGAAUUCCAGAGAGAGUUCAAUCACGUCACUCAGGACUUUCCGAGCGUUUUUCGUGUGCCGGUCGUCUUCUUAUUUAAUAUGAUCUGGGUGUAUUCCAAGAUAGUUCAAGACUUUUGCUUGUCUUUCUUCCUCUUCCACGGCCGCAAGAACGUCAAGCGGCUGUGGGAAGAUGCCAAAGGCAUGACGAUUCAUAUCAAGAAGAGCCGGAUCAUUAUCCAGAGUCUGGACGGCACCUUUACAGCCUUCAAGCACCACGAGGUUGAUGGUGGUUUCAAGAUGUACCAUUAUGCUGGUGAACAUAAGACCGAGCCCAAGGAUGUCAAAUCUUUGAAGUACGUCAGCACCUAUUCGGGUGAGAUGUGUCUCCUGGUCAAGCAGGAGUUCAAGGACGGGAAAGUGACGAACGAAUACCACUACGACUACAGAUCCCCGGUUAAGAAAGGCUUCAAACUUGGAAAAUCCUCGGCCCGCAUUCCACUGGGACGACGCUGCGUGUCAGGACCAAACCAUUUGCAAAGUGUCCAGUACAACCGCAAGGGUCUCAUCGAAUCUGGCUCCUACAUGAAGGAUGGCAAUCUUAUCCGCUUCAAAUACCAUUAUCGCAAGAACCCCCGUUUUGGCGAUGAACUGCUCCGAGCCGAGUUCGUUUUAUCCCACAUCAGUUGUACGGUGUCUUGGUGUGCGCCUCCGCGUCGCCACCCCGAAAAGGUUGAGCGCUGGAUUCCUCACUCCAAGGUCACCGAGGCCAGCUUUGUCCAAGGUCCCGAUGUCUAUGAAAGCCGUUGGCUUUAUGAUCACAAGUUCCAUCCCACCAUCUUCACCACUAUCAACGGGCAGAAGAUGCAAACUCCACCCAUGAUUGAGCACGAUUAUUUAAAUGUACUUUCCAAGCCGAAGUACACCAGCUUUGUUCAUGAUAAUCCCCUUUUCUACUGUGACAGUCUCCAGUCAAAUCUUCUUACUCGGACAUUGGGCCUCACGAAGAAGCGAUUUGUGGUUUCAACUUCUCGGGCUCGCUCCUUGAUGUGGAAGGCGUGGAAGGAUCGUGUUGAUUUCGAUGCAAUCAUUGUUCGCUGGUUGGAUGACCGCAUUCUGCGUAGAGAUAAAGUUCUUACCCCUUACUGGCGCAGCCGUGACUGGGGUAAUCUUGUAUCUGCAAAGAAGUAUGUGGAUCUUCGUGCCGAUGCGAUCAUGGCCAGUGCAGAUCUGGACGACAAUAUUUCCAGCUGGACCCCUCUCGCUGUGAAGCUCACCGAUCUGCUCAACUUUGGCCCUGGUGGUGAUGCUGUUGUUAACAUCCGCUCCAAGAACUUUGGCAAGGAUACAGACAAGACCCUCCAUGUUAUGGCAGCAGACAAUGGUACCUGGCCCAAUGAAGGUGGCGGUGUCUCUGCCUGUCGACGAGAUAUGAUCAACUCCCUGCGAACCAUCAAAUGGCACAUGAUUUGCGAGUCCGCCAACGAUUUUGGUGUCCCCAAGCAUCAGACUGAACAGAACAUCCAGUCUCUCAAACUCAUCCCGCUUUGGGGUAUGGACUUCCUCACUCCGACUCACGGUUUGUUCAACAACAAGCUGGAUGCUGAAGUGGACAAUGUUACAUCCGCGAGCGAGUUCGACAUCAAGAUGAACUUUCUUCCGAUUCUGACAGCUUUGGUUAAGGGUGCUCGUGCAGUUCAUCUCUCAAAGUCUGAUAUCCACCAGGCAACUCGAGCGCUUGUGAACCUGAACACAUACUUCCAGGAGUCUCGCCAUUGGACUCAGGUUUGGAACAGUGAAAUAGUCAAGCAGUGUUGGCGCGAGUUGUGGAUGACCCAGGAAAUGCCGAAUACUAUCCCGUCAUCUGACUGGUUUGACACUGAGCUUCCUACCUUGACAUCCCUCGAUGUCGCUUUGGAGCUAUGGUACCGCUACCUCUUCAUCUUCUCGAUCCCGGUCCCUGAAAAGAUUCCUUCAACCUUCCAAGCCUCGCAUCACAGCGUCAGUGCGUCUUACGGUGUUGUAUGCAAGAUCAAGCGCAACUGUACCUUGCAGAUUUGGGACCACGCCAUCAGUUGGCGUGAAACCAAUCUCUGCCUGUCGUCUGCCCUAUGCAAGCUCUCACCAUUUGUUCGAAAUGCUCUCCUUGGAUUGAUGCGAAUCACCUCUGUUUUGACCCUUCAUCACGCGGACAUCAUUCUUCCCUGUGCAGACUUCUUCAACCCCGGUUGGGAGGUCGAGAUCGGUACCUGCCAGGGCACAAUUGAACACCGAAACACUUUCCGCCGAAAGAUCGACCCUGUCGUUAACGGUAUUACUGACAUGCAGAAGUUUUCUCCGGUCAAGGAAAUCAAAUCUGAGCGUCCGACCGUGACCAUGUUGUCCCACGUUUGGUAUGCCAAGGACAUCAAGACUGCCCUUCUCGCUGCAGAUAUCAUCAUCAACCAGUGGAAGUUCGACGAGUACCAUCUGGACAUCUAUGGUGCCAUCGACAAGGCCCCGACUUACUCUACCGAGUGUCAAGAGAUUAUUGCAUCGAAGGGUCUUCGUGGCAAAGUCACACUCUGCGGAACUGCCGACCCCAUGAAGGUCCUAGAGAACACAUGGCUUUUCCUCAACUCAUCUCUAUCUGAAGGUCUCCCUCUCGCUCUAGGAGAGGCUGCUUUAACUGGGGCUCCUGUCGUCUGCACAGACGUCGGUGCUUCCCUCCGAGUACUCAGCGACCCAGAUGACUUCUCCCGCUUCAGUGCCGUCGUCGCACCAAACGACGCCCUCGCCCUAGCAAAGGCCCAAAUCGGCAUGCUCGCCAUGCUCGGCGAAUGGAGCAAGCACAGCGACGACACAUCACCCGCGCCAGUCCUGACCUCCUCCCCUACGCCUGAGGAAGUAGCAGCCAUCACCCGCCGUAUGUACGAGAAGAGUGAGCACCGUCGCAAACUCGGCAUGAUGACACGAAAGAUUGUUCAGAAGUCCUUCAGCGGAGACCGGUACCUUCGCGAGCACGAGCAAAUGUUAUGGAUUGGCAAGUCCGCUAAGAUGAUAGCCAGCCGCGCAGCUGGCGAUCCGAUCGAGCCGGCCGACGUGGCAGCCGCCAUGGAGACUGGCGUCGAUGAAGAGAUCAUUACCAUCCCACGCGGUGUGGUGCACUCCUGGCGCUCUUCUGCCCAGUCCGGUAUCUCCUCGAUCUACAGUUCCGCGUCCCACCUACCCGGUCGUGGCGACCAUCGCCGUCCCCAGUCUGAUAUCUCAGCUAUGAGCAUGAGCAAUGUCUCUACGGAUACGGAGUCCUUCUCUCGCCUGCCUGUCUUUGCGCCGAGGCAUUCCGCAAUUCCCAACGGCGGCUCUCCCGGUAAUAGGUCGCCGUCACCCAUGUGGGCCUCCAACCCUCGGUUGCCUGUGCCGAAUGCCGGUCGUCACACCCUCUCGCGUCCUCAAUCCUACUCGCGCUCCGUCUCAACCACCGGUCGAGAACAGCUGCGUGGCUUGCAGCGCGAAGACUUCCUCCCGUAUCGAAAUUCCGAUGUUAGUGUGAUCAACAGAGAUGACUUCAUUCGGGCUGGCGGGCUUUCUCCUGCUGGUUGA
Messenger RNA from Penicillium coprophilum, 8622 nucleotides. It is a transcript of the gene gtb3, whose product is annotated as glycosyltransferase family 4 protein. Gene Ontology annotation, molecular function: glycosyltransferase activity. NCBI's taxonomy places the organism in Eukaryota, Fungi, Ascomycota, Eurotiomycetes, Eurotiales, Aspergillaceae. The transcript has 3 exons. The coding region runs from base 1 to 8622 and encodes 2873 amino acids. The record is from RefSeq and is a predicted model, not a curated record.